AUUUGGCAUCUGCCAAAAAGUUGGUUAGUGGUUCGAUUAUAAUUUUAUUUACAUCUAAUUCAUAGUUGCAUUACAUGUAAUAUAUUACAAUAGUAAAUAUUUUAAAUCUUAAUGAAUUUUACGCUCUGAUGAACUAGUUUUAAAAUACAUUGUACAAAGCAAAUUUUUUUAAUCCAUGUGUUGAGGUUGUACGAGAAGAUGUCAGUGAUAGAAUAAUUACGCUUACGAUACCAUGUUGGGUGUUUGUGUUACACGAGACAUUAUUUAUUAAUGUUGGUGUAAAUAGUUUUUAUUCAUGUCAUUAAUAUAAUUAUCGUCCAUGAGCAAUAAAGCUGGUACUAAUGGCGGUCAGCCACCAAUACCAGGCCAGCCAGCUGCAAGAAAUGAAGGAGAUGUGACAAACACAGAUAAUGCAGAGAAACAGAAAGAUUUUUGCCGGGAUUUCAUAUGGGGGCAGUGUAACAAGGGUGCACAGUGCAAGUAUCGUCAUGAACUUGUGUUUGAGGUUAUGAAAAAGACUUUGAAGUUCUGUCACGACUUCCAAAAUUCUUCUGGGUGUACCCGUGAGCUCUGUACAUAUUUGCACGCGAGUAAAGACGAGCAGAGUUUGUUUAAAGCGACGGGGCAAUUGCCGCAAGUGUUGCUGCAACGUCACGCAAACAUGUCUGCAGCCUCCGGUGCUGAAACUAUUCCACAGAUUGCAUUGUAUAUACAAGAGAGCUUAGCGGGUCCACCGCCACCGCCGCCACCACCGCCUUUGCCUGUAACUAAUCCUGUGGCUGUAAGCAUUGCUCCACUUGCACCUGGCCCAGUGUACCCUCGUCCACAUAUGACGAUAGCGCCGAUGGCCCCUCGUCCUGCGCCAAUGAUGCCCAUUCAACAGCCUCCUCCACCCCCACCCCCGACAACAGCGCAAAGUACUCCAGUUCGACAAAGGGCACCAGUAUUUACAGUUUCAGCACAACCAGCAUAUCCACCAGCCAAUCCAGGAUAUUCAAUGCCCCAACCGCCUCCACCUGUAAUACCACUAUAUGAUGCUAGUAAACCACCACCACCAUUGAUGGCAAUGCAUAGCCAACAGGCAAGUGGAACAAGUAAAAGGAGACCAGAUGAUGAAACUAUUACAGCUCCACCAAACAAGGUCAAGAAAGGAGAGGACGCCAAAACUGCAGACAUGCUCUGUGAACAAUGUGUGCAAAGGGAGCUAAGGAUUGAGGCUCUUCGGAAGCAAUUGGACGGCAUUUCUGAAGAAGAAGAGUAUGAAAUUUUGAUGUAUAAAAAAAAGUUUGAUGAGUACGAACAGCUAAAAGAAAUACUGAAAUCUCUGAUCAGUACUGACUUGUUUCAGAAAUUUAUUCAAGACAAUGUGGAGGGAACGCCACAAAAUCCGUUUCAAAAUUUGUUUACUCAAUCAGCAUUUUCAACUGGAGUUUCAACUGUCCCUAACCACUUUUUAUUACAACUUAUGGAUUACGUAAUGACUGACGCAAGAGGCGUUGAUUUAACUCCACCAUUUUCGCAACCCUUUGAUGAAACAUUUAUUCAAGCAUUAUCUUCUCUGCCUAGGAAACCAAAUCCUGUCAAAAUUAUAUAUAAUAAUCAUAGUAAUAGUACGAAUAAUAAUAGUACUAAUGCGCCCCCUGAGGUACUUCAAACGCUAGUGGACAUAUUGCGUCAGUAUAACGCAUCUGAUAAAUCGCCGCCACCAGAAUCUAACGAUGCAAACAAAAACGCAAGCACAAGUAAUAGCACCACAAAUGGUUCCCAAUCCUAUCCAAACAGACAAGAGGCACCUGCACCUGUGACGGUGACGGUGAAUUCAAAUCAUAUGUUUCCAUCACAAACGGGAACUCUACCUGGGGUCUCCAAUGCUCCAGUUUUCGCGCCUCAGGCAUCAUCCGCACCGCCACCCUACCAGCCGUAUCAGCCAAUGCCACCGACCGGGCAUUACUAUCCACCACCAUACACGCCCAUGGGUAUGCCAGCAGCUCACGACAUCCACACGACAAAACCUCAUGUUCCUGUAACGCUGGCCCCCGCGCCGCCACCCCCCGCACCGCUCGCUCCCACGCCCCUCGCCCCCGCCGCGCCGCCCGCCCCCGCACCUCUACACCAGCCGACACACUACACAAUGGGCCGCUACCCACCACCAUACUACCGGCAUCAAUAACAUCACGAGUUCCUGAGUAGCAGCGUGGAGGGGGAAAGCUGAUGGUGUUACCGUCGAAUCACAUUUGAGAGCAGCGCUACGGGUCUCCCUUUCAAAUGAAAAGCAGUCUGAACAAUUCCAAGUGUGCUCCUCAUGUUUUUCGAUAUUUACAGACGAUUGAUACCUUAUUUAUCAGUUUAUAAAAAAAUACUACAGGAUGUUUUACCGCCAUGCUAAUUACUAAAGCCUGGUUUCUAUCGGAACAAACCAAUAAUAGUGGUUUGCGUUUGCGUUUCCACCAACAAAUAGUUUUGCUUGUUUAUUUCCACAACACUGCCGUGCCAUGACAAAGCAAUGUAUUUACGUAACAUCUACAAAAAGUCAUUACAGUUGUUUGUUUUUAGUCCCUUACUAAACUUCGGUGUAUGCAUUUCUAUUUGUAUAUGUGUAUUUAAAUGCCAGUAUUAUGUAAAUUACGACCGUGAUAGCCUAGUGGAUAUGACAUCUACCUUCGAUUCGGAGGGCGUAGGUUUUAUUCUGGUCAGGGCAUUCACCGCCAACUUUUCAGUUGUGUGCAUUUUAAGAACUUAAAUAUGACGUGUCUCAAACGGUGAAGGAAAACAUCGUGAGGAAACCUGCAUAUCAGAGAAAUUUUCUAACCCUCUGCGUGUGUGAAAUAUGCCAAUCCGCAUUGGGCCAGCGUGGCGGACUAUUGGCCUUACCCCUCUCAUUCUGAGACGAGACUCGAUCUCAGCAGUGAGACGUAUAUGGGUUGUUAAUGAUGACGAUUAUGUAAUCUUGUGGGAAGACUUAUAUAUAAUAAUGUUCCAGAAUAUACUGUGUUGUCAUAUCACGGCAAAACAGAGAAAUGAGAAAGGAAUGAGCGGGGAGAGCUGAACGCAAAAUUAACAGUCAACCCUAGUGUAGUGUAAUAGGCUAUAUUUUACACUUUCGAGCAGUGUCUGUAGCCAUGCGGCACGUCUAUUCUCUUUCUACAAACGCUAACGCUUCGAAAAUUAAAAAAUGUAUGGGAUGACAUUCACUAUCGACAAUCGAUAAGUUGUCAAUCGGCUCUGUCAUACAUUUUGCUGGUUUUUGAAACGUUGGCGUUUGUAGAAAGAGAAUAGACGUCCACAUGGCUACGGGCUCAGCUUCGUUAACCUCUUUCUCUAUAGAUACGCUACCAUGAAUUGUAUAUUUUGAGAAGAGUUAUUACGAAGCCUGUUCAACUUUGAAUAACAUCACUUUCCCAUGAACUGAGUGAGUUAUUUUCAACAUUUUCUGCUUGUUCAUUCAGCUGGACUAUUUGUUGGUAGAAAUACAAGUAUGCAGUUGACACUUAUAAGUAAGACAGAGUCCUCUAAGGUGUCUAUCCAUAGUGGAAGCAUUGCUGUAUUUCUGUUUAUCAAUUUAAAAGGUAUGGUUAUCGCUGAAACUACCAGCAUCUGAAAUUUAACAGUUAUAUCUAAGAGAGAACUUUCAGAAGGGUAUAUUAUAAGUGAAAAUGUAUCUAGUAGUUGUAAAGUAAAUCUAAGCACGAGUAUAUACGUUUUAAAAAUUCCUAUUAAUUCAAUGUAGUAAGAUUUAAGUCGUUCUAAUGCAGAAAUGCAUUUUUAACUCGAGUUUCGUUUUUAAAGUGAGAAUAUUAAUACUUACACUAGAGUUAGGAAUCAAACCUAGGACCUGUCAGUAACAAAGAGAAUGUCAUAUACAUAUGAAUCUCCCAAAAAUUCUUAAAUUUUAGUUAUUACACAGAUGACACAAUAAGCCUUAAAUAUUGUAUUUAGUAUUAAUAUGUAAAAUAAUUCUAAAUAAUAUUUAACUUAAAAGAGAGGACAGUUUAGAUUGAUAUAGAAAGAUUUAAGUAAUAAAAGUUUAUACAUAAUUUCACAAUUUUAUAAAUGGUUAAGUUUAUUUUAAGUGUAGAUUAAGUGAAAGAAUUGGAUUAGUAAGUAUUUUAUAAGAUAGUAUUGUAAGUUGUGUAUAUGUUACCGUUAAAUUGUAAAAUACGUUAGUUUAUAAUCUCACUCGUGAUAUUAUAAUCUACCGACAUAUUGAAAACUGAAAAUACUGAUUACAAUUUAACGUGUUCUUUUUCGAUAUAUUAUAAUCUAUCGGAAGUGAAAACGUUAAAUUGCAAUCUUAAACGUCAACUGUCUGAAAAUGCCCCUGAUUGAUCGGCCUUACAGCAGACCGUUUUGUGUCCAUAGAGUUAGGAAUGAAACACAUAUCUCAGUCAAAUAAAAUACUCCAAGAAUUGUGACAUCACAUAUUUAUUUAUUAUUUAUUGUACCUAAAGAAUGACCUAAGUAGCACCCGAAUUGUCAUGUUUUAACCUAACCUAAACUAACCUAACUUUAGAUUUUACUAAAUUAUACUUAUAAUUAACAAUAACAACAUUUUAAUGACGGAAGAACAGUGUUUUGAAUUAAGUGCUUAAAAAAAUUAGUAAACGCACUGGCCACCCCUCCGAGAUUCUUUCUUUUUCUUUUUUCUUUGAUUUGUCCAUUGUAAUUUUUUACUAUUUUUAUUAUACCCACUGUAAUAUUUUUGUAACUAUGGUAAAUUUAUCCUGAUUGACAAUUUAACGGUUUCACUUCCAAUAGAUUAUAAUAUACCGAAAAAUAACACGUUAAAUUGUAAUCAGUAUUUUCAGUUCACAAUAUUAAUAUAUAAAAAUCAAUAUAUGAAAAUCAGUGCUGCAUACUUUUUUUAUUGAAAGUAUGCGGCAAAAUGCUGAGUUGGGGCCUUUUUCUAGGUUGUGCCACAUAUUACAGGGCAUUCUUUAGUGCUCCACUGUUUGAGUGGACAGUUAAGCCAUAAUAUGUUAUAAUUUAGAUUUAAUGUGAUAUGUGGCAUUACUUAAAAAUAAAGAUCUUUUCUUUUCUUUCUUUAUUACAGCAGAUUAUAAUAUCACGAGUGAGAUUAUAAACUAACGUAUUUUACAAUCUAACGGUGACAUAUACAACAUAAGAAACAAAGUACUGUAUAUGCAUUAUAUUAGUUUGUUGCUUAUGUACGAUGAGUAUGGUUGUCAUACAUAAUAGUUCAGGAACCGUGCAACAUUUUUACAAUUGAUUACUAUCAAGUUAAUUUUCCGUGAAUAGCUUCAUCUUGAUGAGACGCUCAACUUUUUAAUUUACGAAAAUCUUGAAUCUUCUGGUAGCUAACUGGGUUACCAGGUAAUGAAAAAAUUCUGAGAGUCAGAACGAGAUGAUACCACGAAAUUUGUAGAACGUUGUGGCUGUUAAGUUGUAUCACCAUUAUUUAACCAACAGUAAAAAAAACAGCUGGUUAGUACCAAAUUUUAAUAACCUCGUUAUUGACACAAGUUUGGAGUAGGGGAGUUUACCAAAAGUUGUUACUAACCAGAUGUUUUUUACUGUUGCUUAAUUAAUAGUUAUACAAUUUAACAGCUACAAUGUCUCACAAAUUGCGUGAUACAUUAUCUCGUUCCGACGCUCAGAAAUUUUCAUUACCUGGCAACCCAGUUAGCUACCAGAAUUAAGAAUUUGCGUAAAUAAAAAAUUGAGCGUCUAAUCAUGAUGAAGCUUAACUUGAUAGUAAUAAAUUAUAAAAAUGUUCCAUGGAUGGAUGGAUGGCUAUAUAUAUAUAUAUAUAUAUAUAUAUUAAUAAUUUGUUUUAAAAACCAAAAAAUAACAUUUUAUUUUUCAAAAAAACUAAAUCACAAAUGUACAAAUACCAAAUAUAUCAGGACGUUAUUUUCUAUUUACACCAUUUGACCAUUUUAGUACUGACUUACUCAAAGAGUAUCACCCUCUUUAAUUUUUAAACCAUAUUCACUAUCGUAUUUUAAUGCAUUUUUUUUAGUAGUUUAGUUUUACAAUUUUCUGUUAUGACGAUUCUGAAAAGAUGAAAUUUAUUUUAAGAUUAAGAGUCUCUUUUGCGUAUAGCUUUCUCCAGAGUAGACCUCCGUGGCGUAACUAGCACUCAUACAAACACAGUGUAGGUGGCGGAUAAAGGUCCGUUUGUAUCUACAGACACAGUGCAUCACAGACAAGUAGCGUGGCAGACACCCACAGACACCGAAUAGAUCACAUUGCCCAGCAGGUAAAGACACUUAAAGUCCUUUUCAUGAAAGAAGUCCCCAGACGCGGCGCUAAUGUCUUAAUGACGCUCGUUGUCAUUUGGUAAUGGCGGCCUUAUUGUCAUUUGUGUAAGGCGCUGUCAAUUUCAGUUCAGGUUUCAUGACAGGACUAUACAAACAUGAACCGCUCAGACAAAAUAUUCUUUCCGCGAGUACUGGCCGGACGCAGCCCGCGUCUAUCAAAGUCUGCGCGGCCGCUUAACUAUAGAUAUAAAUACGUUUAUAAACACUAUAGAAGAAUAUUAUUUUGUCUGCCACGGCACAGGUCUGGUACGCUAAAUGUCUGUAGAUAUAAACGCACCUUAAAAGGGCGGAAGAUAAGGCCACGUAAUAACAACUGAGAGGAAUUAAAAUAUAUAUAUUGUAGAAACUAGUCAUCAAGAGCAGAUAGGUUAUGAAUUUAUUAAGUUUUGUAUUCAAUGCAGUUACGCCACUGAUCAGUUACGACGCACAGUGGGCGGGCAAGUCUUUACUUGAGUAGCGCGUUGUGAACCGUUAAGUAUUCGAUCGAAUCUUGAACCUCUGUUAAGGUGCUGAUAGACUUGAGCAUUCACUUGUAAUGAGCAUACGUGCGAAUGUUACAUCACAGAAAAAUACGAGAACAUUUUUCGGAGCAUUCUUGCGAGCAGAUUUGCUUAGAGCCUAUAUAUUAAAGACACCGGCAAGGAAUAUAUUUGACGAGCAUCGAAUAGAGCGGUCGCUUGAAUUUUCAAGAUGUUCGUGGCAACAUUUGGCUCGGCUCGUUGUUCAGUUCUGCAAAUAUAAAAACGGCAACUGCUCGAUGUUCUGUUACAACUGAAUGCUCAAGUCUGCAUCUUUAGAUAACGCGACAUGGCGCCGCUGUAAAAUCGAAUACCAUAUCAAAAUAAUAUAAUAAUCAAAAUAGAAACAGUAACGGGGGCUACCGCCGGACUACAGGACCCCUUACGUGGUACUUAAAAGCAAAAAAAUUGUAAAAAGUAAUCUGCGUAAUUAUUUAACCUGUUGGUGCUUCCUGAAAAAAAAUAUAAAAAAGCUGCAGAAAUUACCAAAAUAAAAAGCAAUACUUAGUGGUAAAAGAGUUAGGUAGAGUAAAUAAAAAACGAGAUUUUUCGGGAUUUGCCACUCGUCUAUUAGACCCCUAAAUAAUUGUUAUACAUUCUAAGGCACGCUACGCCACUGAACAGCAGUGACGUGCACUUAAUAGAUGCAAAAAUGCAUUGCCUACUCCAAGAACCCAAUACAAACCUAUGUUGUACCACAGAAUACAUAGUUGGACAACGCAUUUUCCAAUUUUUAAAGUGCAUACCCUAGUUCAAAACCUUACGCACGCCACUGCUGAACUGUACUAACAUGUGUCAUGAAAUAUUGAUAACUUGGUGGUGUAUGUGCAUCGCUAACUUAGCGAUCAGCAUUUGCGAGCUUACUAACAGUGUCUUAGUAACAGUUAUUCUGGAGAAGUUAUAGUAUGAAGAGGCUAUGAUUGGAAACUAACGUAAAGUCCGUUAGAUUGAGGCUAUUUUUUUAGCCCUAGUGUGAACAAACAAAAGAAGUAAAUUGUUCAUAUUUUUGUAACGUGCUACAACCAAUGAUUUUAUACUAUUAGACAUGACUGCGCGCGUUAAACUGAGGUAAACAAAGGUUCAUUUAGCAGCAUAGUAAACAACGAAAGUUAUUUAAACAAAUAAUACCUAGUUAUUGUCUACAAUGACGAGUUGUGUGUUCAGGAAGUGUAAAUACUGUAUGAACAUACAUAAAUGUAUGUAAACACAAAAUUGUGCGUGUGUGCGGUCAGUGGGGUAGCUUUACUCGAAUCACUUUUUGCGGUGAUUUUGUAGACACGUAACAAUCGUCUAAAAUCGUCUAAUAGUAUAAAAUCGUUGGCUACAACAUACAGAGAUGACGCAGUGAUCUUGCUCGCUAAUGUUGACAUAUCUGCUGGAUAAACGAUGUGUGAAAAAACAGUACUGCUUAGAUAUUGGAUAGAAGCAGGCGUUACUUUGCGGAAGUUCAUCAUGAUUAUAUAAUGAUUUAUUUAUUUUGCUAUCAUCCGCGAAACUCUACAACGUGCAAUUGCACGUUGUAGAGUCAACAUCUCCUGAGGAUGCUCCGGUUUCGGGGUGAAACGUACGUAGAGAGUAUUUUGUCGGACCUGGCUGACGUUGUCGCAUGGGUUCGUCGACUUUUCGCGGAUGAUAGCAAAAUAAAUAAAUCAUUAUAUAAGUACUGCUUAGCUUUUUAUGUAGUGCACAUAGGGUUGCCAGGUCGCCGAAAUUAAAAGCCGGACAGUCUAGUCAGUAUGGCCUGACAUUUGGGUAAAAAGGCCGGACAGCCUACAUUAUUGAGAAUUUUGUGUACAUCAAUAUUAAUAUGUACGACAAUUUUUUUUUGUGUAAAAUCAAGCAUUCAUGAUUAUUACCCACACACACUCGUCGUUAACUCGUUUGCUAAGCGUUAAGCCUAACAAAAGUCGGACAUGCCGGACACUGUUUAUUUUGGCCGGAAAUGGAAUGGAAAAGCCUAAUUAUGUCCGGUUUUAUCUAGACACCUGGCAACACUAAGUUCACAGGCUCUUUGAGAACAGCACCAUUCUUUGUUUUUUAGAGUUUAACUUUAACAGUAUUAAAUAGUAAUUACAUACUAUUGUAUGGUAUGUUUGAAGCAUUAAACCCUAUUCAUAUUAAUAUUAACCAACAUAUAAUUAUGUAUUACAGAAAUUACUGUUACAGUUAAAUUAAACAACAAAGUUUUUCUGCCAUGUGUUUUGUUAUAAUUAAUUUCCAAUAAUACUGAUUGAUUCAAUAUCGUUUUUAUUGUUAUAUAUGAACUUUGUUUACAUUUUACACCAUUAUAUACAAUAUCUAAAAGUUUCCAAUAAAAAGCAAUAUUUUCCAGACAGAUGAAAGAUAAAGUAUUCUUAAAGA
Bicyclus anynana (squinting bush brown) is the source of this 9160-nucleotide messenger RNA. RefSeq lists its product as uncharacterized. Lineage: Eukaryota; Metazoa; Arthropoda; Insecta; Lepidoptera; Nymphalidae. The transcript is spliced from 12 exons. Gene Ontology annotation, molecular function: metal ion binding. Bases 320 to 2170 code for a protein of 616 amino acids. The record is from RefSeq and is a predicted model, not a curated record.